CGACCAGCUGCGGCACAUGCACAUUUUCCCAUCUGCCCUGACGAUCGGGAUUCUGCUCGAGCUGGCAGGCUGCGCUCAUUCUCUACAUUCGAACAACACCAGAAGAAACAUUACAAUCGAACUCGGAGGUUUAUUUACACAGUCGCACAUGUCACUUAAGCACAAAGCAUCCCCAAAGUCGCACAAUUAUGUCCCCCGCGGACAAUCAGCCUGACAGCGUCGCCGCCGCAUCUCCAACCCGACCCAGUUCGGCCUGGACCAACAACUCGCUUUUCGCCGACUCCGCCAUCAGCAUGAGGACCCGGUCACCGGCUCCCCAUGAGAAAGAAUCAAACCCUUCGCAGCCAGAUGGGACACACGACGAAACCGCAAUUGCCGACCGCCUCAACGGCUUGGUCUCUGAAAUUUGGGCCUGCGAGCAGGACGGAGCGAUUCGAGGUGGAAAGAGACGGAGAAUUGAACAAGCCGUGGACGAGAUUGAGGCUGCACUGGAGGACGAGUCGCUCUCUGACAAAGAGAGUGAUUCCGAGACGACGCAGCAAAGUCAAGCUGCGCCCUCACUUCUGCCUCAGACGUCGGGUGCCACAGAGGCCGAUCUUGAGCUUAUCCGCACACACUUGACCUCCACGGUCGAAUCCAUGCGCAUGAGGCAGCAGGAACAACGACACCUGCACCAAUUGACAGUCGAAAAGCUCGAGGCGAUCGCGCAGCGGUGUAUCCAACAAGAACGGCGGGUACGAGAGUUCGCCGAAGAGAUAGUCACCCUGAGGAAGAAGAAUCGCGCCCUGACCCAACAGAAUGAGAGUCUCAACAUCCAGUUGAGUGAGGUCCACUCCGAAUCAGCCAAGAAGGAGACGGCGGUCAAGGCCAUGUCGAGCGCGGUGAGCGGUCUGGAAGGAUGGAUUAAUGGUUCUCCCACACCAGACCGAACUUCUCAUCCCCGGAAAAUUGUUACCAGAGGCCGAGGUAGAUUUCGUGGCCGCUAUUAUGUGGAAGAACCAGUUGACGCUCGGGGCCACUAUAAUCUCGAUGGCGCUUCCGAUGCGAGAGCCUUACAGGAGGGUGUCACAGCGUGGCUUAGAGGUUUCCGCGAUGUGGAGGAGGAGUUGAGAUCGUCGCAGACUGCCGCUAGAUUUGCUCCAGCCAAGGACUUCAGAACAAUCCCAGAGGACAGCGACAAUGAAUGGGGUGAAUUUGAGACAGCCACUGGAGCAUGAUUAAUGGGUGUCCAACGCUGAUUGGCAUUGCCCAACCUUGGAUAUUUCCUGUCUUCGUUGCAUCCACCUGUACCUUCCAUGAUACCAUGUUUUAAUUCCUGCUGAUCACGGCGUUCAAUCAUCCAGUAUAGCGCCAGCAACAAUUGGACAUGCUCCGAUACCCUGGAUGUUGAUGGUCAUACAUAUUAGUAGUAC
Cladophialophora immunda is the source of this 1412-nucleotide messenger RNA. RefSeq lists its product as uncharacterized. The coding region runs from base 189 to 1217 and encodes 342 amino acids. The transcript has a single exon. NCBI's taxonomy places the organism in Eukaryota, Fungi, Ascomycota, Eurotiomycetes, Chaetothyriales, Herpotrichiellaceae. The record is from RefSeq and is a predicted model, not a curated record.